UCUCUCCCACUGAAAUCUCGCACAUCUAUAGUAAUCUGUUGAUUCCGCUAUAUAGUAAUCUCUCAAACCAAGUCGCUUUAAUUUCUUUCUCUCUCCCUUAUACACACCUCACACAUUGAUUCAUAGGAGCAGACAAAUCAAAUGGUGUUGGGAUCAAAUAGUAGUACUGCUUUGCGGUCCGAUUCUUUCCCUGCGGGUCUUCGGGUUCUCGUUGUCGAUCACGAUCCUGCCUACUUGAAUAUUCUUCACAAGAUGCUCCUCAAGUGCAAGUAUGAAGUAAGCAUGUGUAAUUCAGCACAAGAAUCAUUGGAUGUGCUUGGGAAACAAAAAGAUGGAUUUGAUAUAGUAAUAAGUGAUGCGAAGGUGGCGGACGUGGAUGAUUUCAACUUUUUGGAACAAGUUGUUCAUAAAAUGAAUAUUCCGGUUAUAGUGAUGUCUGAGGAUGGAGAUCCAAGCAGGAUGAUGAAAGGGGUUGAGCAUGGCGCGUGCGAGUACCUUCAGAAACCCAUAAGAACGAGGGAGCUUCGCAACAUAUGGCAGCAUGUGUUUAGGAAGAGAAUACACGAGAUCAAGUGUGUUGAACCAAAACAAGACCCAACUCCACAUAACUCCGAUGCCAAUAAUAUUGUCAUCGCUAACAAAAGAAAAGAUCAUGAUAACACCACACAUGAUCCUACCACUCUCAAGAAACCUAGGGUCGUUUGGACCUUCGAUCUUCAUCAAAAGUUUGUCAAAGCUGUCAACCGCGUUGGAUUGGAAAAAGUUGGCCCCAAGAAAAUACUUGAGUUGAUGGAAGUGCCAUGGUUAACAAGAGAGAAUGUUGCUAGCCACUUGCAGAAGUAUAGGCUGUAUAUAAGCAGGGUGCAAAAAGAAAAUGAGGUAAACGCAGCGGCGUGUAAUGAAGUGAAGCUCUCAGAUUUUCCUUCAAACUCAGUCAGUCUGCAGCAGAAGAUCGUGAUCAACGGUAUCCACCACAACCACAGCAGAAUGCCAGUGCCAAUGCCAAUGGCAGAUGAUCCUCCUCUUCCUCCCUCAAGAAUGGACGUGUCCAAGAUCCAAGCGCACUACACUUGGCCGAAUGGAGACUUGAAUCCCCAUUUCCAGCCCGACCAUCCCUUCCCACUCCCACUCGCUAUAAGGAGGGAAGAUCAACCAAUAGAAGCUAACUUGUCAAGCAAGAACAGAAGCUACGCCAUUGGAACCGAUCACGCUUUGCUCUCCGUCACACAGCAUUUGAGGCAUUCACACGACGUCCCACUUCCACGCUACGACCAAGACCAGAAUCUGCACAACAGUAUGGAAUCAUCCUUCAAGAACAUGAACAUGAUUGUGGGAACAGGAUCAUCAUCAGCCCCUCUUAAUGCGGAACUCAAUGCUUAUUCCUCUUCAAGUGAUCACAUCUACCAUCUGCACAAUCCUCAUCAACUUGUUAGCUUUGGUUGCACCAAUCUCCUUCCUACCGAUCAUGUUCCGCCGGAACUCUACGAUUUUCAAAAGUUUGAGGAUGAGUACGAUUGCAAUGCACAACAGACCAAUCAAGGACUGUAUUUUCGAUGAUCCCUAAUAUAUAUGCAUAUUCUUCUUUCUGAUUUAGUCUGCCUUUUUUAUAUUAAAUGUAUAGAUUUAAGAUUAGGUUUAGAGACCAGGUUACACAGCAUGAUGUUUUAUGCUGGUGUGUGAAACAAGUCCUCUUUUAGAAGAAAAGAAAAGGAAAGGUUUAAGAAGUCCUCUUUUAGAAGAAAAGAAAGGAGAUAGGAGAAAGGUCAUGGUCAUGUUUUUUCUACAUCAAGUAUAUAUCCAUGAGACCUCAAAACGUGCGGAUAUAUUCGUCGAAACAUUAUAGUAUAUGAUUUUGUUAUGUUUUUUCUAUAAGAAAAGGAAAAGCAUCAAAUGGAUGUAAAUCUACUUUUGUAAUUUCCAUGAC
Molecule: messenger RNA, 1924 nt
Organism: Salvia miltiorrhiza (redroot sage)
Lineage: Eukaryota; Viridiplantae; Streptophyta; Magnoliopsida; Lamiales; Lamiaceae
Product: two-component response regulator ARR11-like
Exons: 5
Coding region: 142-1557 (471 amino acids)
Biological process (GO): phosphorelay signal transduction system; cytokinin-activated signaling pathway
Molecular function (GO): DNA binding
Source: RefSeq, a predicted model, not a curated record